AUGGCUCUUGACGGUAUACAACUACGCAGCGACGAUGUCAAAGAACGUGUCCGGCUCGCAACCGAGUUUCUUGACCCAACCAAUGCCCGCCAGCAAUCCUAUCGAGGAGACAUUGUGCUCAUGCUCAACAGAGGUCUACGAAGACUGAUAGUGAGCAUCGAUAAAAUCCGAGACCAUUCCCGAGAACUCGCGGACGGUAUCCUCUUCAAGCCGUUCGACUAUGCGCCAUGUUUCGACCAUGCCCUCAAAAAAAUCAUCGAGACCUUACCUGAUCGGACAUCGAAGGAGACGGACGAGGAGACUAUGUACUAUGUGGCGUAUUCUGGCAGUUUCGGCGAAAAUGCUUGCAAUCCGAGGACGCUUGGUAGUGCGUUGCUUAAUCGUAUGGUGUCGCUUGAGGGUAUUGUUACGAAAUGCAGCCUUGUACGGCCGAAAGUGGUGAAGAGUGUGCAUUAUAAUGAGAAGAAAAAUACUUUCCUCUUUCGGGAGUACAGAGAUCAAACAAUGAGUGCCAAUGCGCCGGCUAGCACGAGUGUGUAUCCUCAACAAGACAAGAACGGUGACCCUCUGAUUACGGAGUAUGGCUACUGCACUUAUAGGGAUCACCAGACUAUUAGCAUACAAGAAAUGCCCGAGAGAGCACCUGCUGGCCAGUUGCCUCGGGGCGUUGAUGUGAUAAUGGAUGACGAUAUGGUAGACAGAGUGAAGCCAGGCGACAGAAUACAGCUUGUGGGUACCUUCAGAUCAUUGGGAAACAGAAAUGCAGGCACUGGUUCGUCAGUUUUCAGGACUUUGAUAUUGGCGAAUAACGUUGUUCUACUCUCCUCCAAAUCGGGUGGUGGAAUUGCACAGGCUACCAUUACCGAUCGUGAUGUGCGAGAGAUCAACAAAUUGUCAAAGAACAAGAAGGUAUUUGAACUACUCGCACAAUCACUUGCUCCUAGUAUCUUCGGCCAUGAUUUCAUCAAGCAAGCUAUUCUUCUGCAGUUGCUGGGAGGUAUGGAGAAGAACUUAGCGAACGGCACACAUCUACGAGGUGACAUCAACAUACUCAUGGUUGGUGAUCCCUCUACAGCAAAGUCGCAGCUCUUGCGGUUCGUGCUCAAUACUGCUCCUCUAGCCAUAGCGACAACUGGUCGAGGCUCUUCUGGCGUCGGUCUGACAGCAGCUGUAACACACGACAAAGAGACUGGUGAACGACGACUGGAAGCAGGUGCUAUGGUGCUGGGAGACAGAGGUGUAGUCUGUAUUGAUGAGUUCGACAAGAUGAGCGACAUUGAUCGAGUCGCCAUUCACGAAGUCAUGGAACAACAGACUGUUACAAUCGCCAAGGCUGGUAUCCAUACCUCAUUGAAUGCACGAUGCAGUGUCAUUGCUGCUGCGAAUCCGAUCUAUGGCCAAUACGACCCGAAUAAAGACCCACACAAGAAUAUUGCACUACCCGACUCACUCCUGUCACGUUUCGAUUUACUGUUUGUUGUGACAGACGACAUCAACGAAGCCCACGAUAGAGAUAUCUCAGAACACGUCCUACGCAUGCACAUGUAUCGUCCGCCAGGCCUCGAGGAAGGCGAACCUAUUCGUGAGACAGCACAGCAAUCACUUGGAGUCGGUCUGCAAGAGGAUCCUAAUGCUGCCAACAAGAACACCGAAGUCUACGAAAAGUUCAACCAAGUGCUUCACGCAGGCAUGACAGUCAAGACUGGACGAGGCCGAAACAAGCAAGUCACGCCAGUCUCUAUGCCAUUCAUCAAGAAAUACAUACAGUACGCUAAAAGUCGAAUAAAGCCUGUGCUGAGCAAGGCUGCAAGCGAAUACAUAGUUAAUGCCUAUGCUGGAUUUCGCAACGACGAUAUGCAAGCUAAUCAACGACGUACCUCACCUAUUACUGCUCGAACACUGGAGACGCUCAUCCGUCUGUCCACUGCCCAUGCGAAGGCACGACUGUCCAACGAAGUCAGUGUGUCCGACGCGGAGAAAGCCGAAGGAAUCCUGCGCUUUGCUCUGUUUAGAGAAAUGCCUGAGAAAGAGGGUCAACAUAAGCGAAGAAAGACUGCAAAUGUCGACUUGUCAGAAGAGACAGACGACAGCGACAAUUCAGAUGGCUCAGACGAUUCAGACGGAGAUCGACCAGCCGCCACAACUCAAAGUGCUAGAUCCUCAAGGCGCAAUGGCACCAUACCAACAAGCAGGGGCACACCCAGACCCAACGGCACGACAAGAAGAGGGCCGCCUCGCUCUUCGCAGCCACGUACCAUCCCCGACGAAGAUGACGACGAUGACGACGAAGGCACAGAAGAAGAAACUCAAAACACUACAAGCAGCCGUCGCACCGGCCAGACAGGCGCCGAAUCUCAACUUUCACGCAUAUCCCUCGCCAGUUCCAUGCCCAGCUCCCAACUACCACCAACACAAGAAUCCUCUUCCACCGCGGCGAAUGGCUCAUCACUCCCACAACAGAGCAUUGACUCGGACUCCGAGCUCGAAGAAGAAGAACCUGCCAUCACCGACGCACGACUAGCCAUAUUCAGAACUGCACUAGGUCAACUCAUGGGCACGAGUCUAUUCCAUAACGAUAGCGCUACCGUGAACGAUCUGCUACCUGCCGUUAAUGCGAACAUUGGAGAUAGGCAGGGAGGCAAUGAGGAGGAGUUUGAGAAGGAGGAAGCUGUUGCGGGGCUGAAGAGGUUGGCGGAGGCGAAUGCGAUUAUGUAUCUGGAGGAGCAGGAGGAGGUGUAUAGACUGUAG
This is a messenger RNA of Lithohypha guttulata, 2748 nucleotides long. It is a transcript of the gene MCM3, whose product is annotated as MCM DNA helicase complex subunit. Gene Ontology annotation, cellular component: MCM complex; nucleus. Gene Ontology annotation, biological process: double-strand break repair via break-induced replication; DNA replication; mitotic DNA replication initiation. NCBI's taxonomy places the organism in Eukaryota, Fungi, Ascomycota, Eurotiomycetes, Chaetothyriales, Trichomeriaceae. Gene Ontology annotation, molecular function: single-stranded DNA binding; ATP binding; single-stranded DNA helicase activity. The coding region runs from base 1 to 2748 and encodes 915 amino acids. The record is from RefSeq and is a predicted model, not a curated record. The transcript has a single exon.